This is a messenger RNA of Drosophila ficusphila, 556 nucleotides long. RefSeq lists its product as uncharacterized. The record is from RefSeq and is a predicted model, not a curated record. Lineage: Eukaryota; Metazoa; Arthropoda; Insecta; Diptera; Drosophilidae. The coding region runs from base 91 to 477 and encodes 128 amino acids. The transcript is spliced from 2 exons. Gene Ontology annotation, molecular function: odorant binding.
ACUUUUGGGCUUUACUAAAAUCAGAGGCAUAUAUAAAUAUAAAGCUGAUGAUCAAGUUGGUCAGCGUUAGUUGGAAGAAUAGUUUUCGCCAUGAAGGUUGGCCAGCGCACUCUUUUCUUAUGGAUCUUCCUUAUAGCUAUGUGGGAGUUCCCUGGUAGUUUCGGUGAUGAGGACUGCCUUAAAAAUCACAACUUGACCAGUGCUGAUUUGGAAGAAGUAAAUCCAUCUACUCCAGUUUCUGCUGUUCCCAUUAAUAUUAAAUGCUACAGCAGAUGUGUAAUUGAUGAAUAUUUCGGAGAAGAUGGGAAAAUCGAUCUAGAGAGAGUGGGAAAUCGAGGAACCGAACAGGAGAAGAUUGUUCUGGCUCAGUGUAAACAGCAAUUCGAUGACGUCACCGAUCUGGGCAGAUGCGACUAUCCAUAUCUGAUGCUUCAAUGUUUUUAUUUGGGCAAACGGAGCGGAACGAUCGCCCAGUAAUUUAACAUAUUCACGUAUAAAUAUAAUUAUAAUAAAUCCCCUCACCUAUUUACACAGGCACAAUGCUUUGAAAAAUAUA